Prosopis cineraria is the source of this 1644-nucleotide messenger RNA. Its product is annotated as receptor-like protein 8. The record is from RefSeq and is a predicted model, not a curated record. The coding region runs from base 1 to 1644 and encodes 547 amino acids. Gene Ontology annotation, molecular function: protein binding. NCBI's taxonomy places the organism in Eukaryota, Viridiplantae, Streptophyta, Magnoliopsida, Fabales, Fabaceae. The transcript has 6 exons.
AUGGCUCUUCUCUUCCUUCUUGGAAUUACCUUUCUCUCUCUGAUUGCUGCACUUGGGAGGCUAUUUGGGGAAAUUAGAUUGGACAGCUUGCAAUAUUUAGAGUUGGGAAACAAUCAGCUCACAGAAUUCCCAUCUUUUGGUGAUCAAUUUCUGUUUUACAGAUCUUUCUCAUUCACGCAACUUGGAGUGUCUGGAUGUUGGCUUAAAUUUCUUGGAGGGCAGUAUCCCAGAAUAUAUUACGUCCCUUACUUCUCUCAAAGUCUUGGACAACUUCUUGCUUGCCUUAAAAAUUUGACAUCUUUACGUGAAUUUCGUCUUGAAGAAAAUCAUGUUGAAGGAACCUUUCCUUCCUCACUCCUCCAUACCUUGAGGUCCUUAAUAGCAAUUUCUGUUUUUGACGACUAUUUCAAUGGGUCAUUUUCACUCUCUUUGUUUGCCAACCACUCCAACCUCAAAAUCAUUUUCAUUUCAUGCUCUAAUGCCAAUCUCAAGCUUGAAACUGAGAACCCCCCUUUUAUCCCUUCCUUCCAGCUAAAGCUUUCAAGUAUUCACAACUGCACUCUAAAUGAAGCCAGAAAUAAUAAAGUGCCUUCAUUUCUUCUUCAUCAAUAUAGCUUGCAAGAUCUAGAACUUAGCUACCUGAAUGUUUCAGGAACUUUACCAUCCUGGCUCCUGACAAAUAACACAAAAUUAAAUAAUUUGAAUCUAACCCACAACAUGUUCACUGGUCCCUUUGAACUCAAUUCCACUUCAAAAUUUCUUCAAAUGGAAUAUUUUGAUAUUUCUCUUAACCCCAUCAAAGAUGAAAUGUCUUCUCAUAUUGGCUUCAUUUUUCCCAAUUUGAUUUCCCUUGAUAUGUCUUCAACUUCAUUGCAAGGCUGUUUUCCAGCUUCAAUAGGUGAAAUGAGACUAUUGUAUGAUCUCGACUUGUCGAAUAAUAACUUAUCAGGUUACUUGCCUCAAGAAUUUGGUAUGGGUAGUAAUGACUUGAGUUUUUUGAAGCUGUCAAACAAUAACCUAAGUGGGCCAUGUUUACCCACUGGAUCAAAUUUCUUGUAUUUGUUCUUUUUGGGCCUCGACAACAAUAACUUCAACGGAAAACUUCCAGGUCGAAUUCCAAAGCUGAUCAGCUCAUUUGUGAGUUUAAGGGUGCUCAUGUUAAAGGAAAACAAACUUGAAGGGUCUAUUCCAGUCUAUUUAUUUGAGCUCAAGAAUAUAAGCUUAUUAGAUCUUUCUAAAAAUAAGAUUUCUGGAGGCAUACCAUAUUGCUUGUAUUAUAUCACGUUUGGAAAGAUGGAUGCACCAAGGGAAACCAAAAUUGGAAGUUUUAUUGUGUCCUGGACUACAAGAUUCUCACCAUAUUCAUUCAACACUUUUACUGGUGAAGUUGGCAUACGGGAAGGAAAACAAAAUGUUACACUGUCUAAAGAUCAAGAAGUAGAUUUUACAACAAAAAGAAGGUACAUUUCAAUUCCACUUCCAAAGAAGGGAGGCUUAAGGCUUGGAAGUGAGAGAGGUCAAAGAUUCAAACCUUGGCCUUGUCAUAUUGUGGUGGUGACAUGUCGCAUAAGGUGGCUUGAGGAGGCACACAUGUGGCAGGUGACUUGCGUGGGUGACGGUGAUAUGGCACAUGAGGUGGCUUGA